AUGCUUGAAUCUUUGCUUAUGUCAAACGGCCAUGUUUGCAACUGCAAGUUGGUGUCCUCCAUCCUUUCCACCCUCUCUCUUCCUCAUUACUCCGUCCUGGCCCCUGACCCUGACCCUGACCCUGACCCCUCUCCAUCCUCCCCCUCUCCUCCUCCCUCUCAGCACUCUGACGCUCUGUGUGGCAGCUGCCCGUCCUCUGGUUCUGCCCCACAGGCUAACAGCCUUUGGCCGAGCCUGCCGCAGUCUGGAGCCGGGUUCCCUGCAUGGCCAGGACAGCUAGGACAGCCCACCCAGCCUGCACCGUGCUGGACUGGCCAGCCAAACACACCCUGCUGGCCUGGGACUCAGCCAGCUUCAGUCUCUGUCCCUGCACCGAUCUCAUUUCCAGCCCCGGCUCAAGCUGGAACACCAGCCACUGCAUCUACCACAACUAUAUUCCCAGCUCCAGCUCAGGCUCAAGUUCCAGGUCAGGCUCCAGGGCAGCCCUGCCAGCCUUGCUGGCAAGGCACCCAGUACCAGCCUCCUCAGUACCAGCCUCCUCAGUACCAGCCUCCCCAAUACCAGCAACCCCAGUACCAGACUCCCCAACCACCAGCUCCAAUUCAAACUCAAGUUCCUGCUCAAGUCCCUGUUCAAGUUCCAGCUCCAACUUUAACUCCAGCCCCAGUCCCUGCACCUGCUCCUGCUCCUGCUGCCAGCAUCCACCCAAGUGUACCAGGGUGGCCUGCCCACCCUGGUUGGCCUUAUAACCCAGGACAGUCAGGAUGGCCUGGACAGCAUCCAUCUAUCAUGCCUCCACACUGGCUUCCACCCACAUCUGGACCUCUCAGCGUGCCAUACAACUUGAACCUGGCCCGAGGGGUCUAUGACAAGAUGAUGAUGACCAUCCUGGGCCAUGUCAAACCUAAUGCUAAGAUGUUCACAGUGAACUUCCUGAGAGGCAAUGACAUCGCCCUCCACAUCAACCCCCGCUUCAGUGAGGGGGGCAAACAGUCGUUGGUGCGUAACCACAAACUGGGCGAGCGCUGGGGCCAAGAAGAGAGGGACCUGAAGGGACCCUUCCCCUUCGCUCAAGGGAGCCCAUUUGAGAUGAAGAUCCUGUGCACCCACGAGGCGUUCAGGGUGGCGGUGAACAACAUCCCGCUGUUCGAGUUCCGACACCGAAUCAGAGAGCUCAACCAGAUCGACAGAAUCAACAUCCUGCAUGAUGUCGUCCUCACCUGCGUCAAUGUGGAGACACUGCCAUAGGAAGCACGCUAACACUCACACAAUACAUAAAUAAACACAUUAAGGACACAGACAUGUAUCAGUGUGUUGUAAAUGCAUGAGCAGAAAUGUAAACAAAUAGAAACAUGCACAUAAACACACCAUCUAUAGGCUACAUUUUACAGGAACUAAAAUUGUAGAAUUUAUUAUGCUUAAAGAUCAAACAUAUAAGUGUUCAUUUGUGAUGUAAUAUUAAUUAUAACGAGCUGAGCUCAUUCUAUUAUAUUCUUCUACCACAUAGGUAACAAUUUAAAGGUCCAGUGUGUAGGAUUCAGUGGCAUCUAGUGGCUGAGGGUGCAGACUGCAACCCCCCUAAAUCCUGCACACUGGACCUUUAAUACGCACACAGCUUUCUUUUCCUAUAUCUAGAUGCUACUGUUACUGUAUUUAUUGUGUACAAUAUUUUCUAUAUUACUCAACUGCUACUAACUGAGAAUUAAACACGUGCUAAUAUUGGCAAAAAAACAACAAGG
This is a messenger RNA of Epinephelus moara (kelp grouper), 1739 nucleotides long. RefSeq names its product galectin-3. The transcript has 4 exons. Gene Ontology annotation, biological process: negative regulation of extrinsic apoptotic signaling pathway; negative regulation of endocytosis; positive chemotaxis. Lineage: Eukaryota; Metazoa; Chordata; Actinopteri; Perciformes; Serranidae. Gene Ontology annotation, cellular component: nucleus; immunological synapse. Gene Ontology annotation, molecular function: laminin binding; IgE binding; carbohydrate binding. The coding region runs from base 1 to 1248 and encodes 415 amino acids. The record is from RefSeq and is a predicted model, not a curated record.